AGCGAUUUAUCCGCUGGAUAGCGUUACUCACCUCCCUUCGAACAACUGGGUCCAUUUUUUUAGUCAACUAAAUCUACAAAGCGUUUGAAAAAAAAAUCGCAAACUCCCAAACUCCCAAACAAAUUGUUCACUUCCCCCGCCUUUCUACGUGUUCUUACUGCCAACAGACAAAGAAAGCUCCCUCCCUCCCAUCCCCUGCUGUUCUUCUCAUAAGAAGACGUACAUGUACAACGUAGCAAGCGCAAGAUGUACAAAUUGGAAGUCGGUAAACGACAAGCGGUAGCUUUCCUAACUACUUUUAAACGAUCUUUUUAAACUUAUGAUUUGCUUUUUUUGGCGAAGGGGGGUGGGAGAGGAAAUAAAUCGCGGUGGAACUGCAUAAGACCAGCCCACGCAGCGCUGAAAAAAAAAAUUCAGUUCAGCGCAGAUAGUUCGAGAAAUGAUUACACCAUGGCAAGUUGAAGGUGUAUUGUACUCCACUUAUAAAUUAAAAUGUCGAAAUGCGUAUUUUAUGCUAUAUUCUAAUUAUAAGCAUACUCAAAAUGCGAAUGACUGUGCAUACCACAAAAUACGUGGGUGAAUGGGACGUUUGGUCACACCAAAAUCACAUGAUAGCGCUUUAAAAGAUAAAAAAGCUUUGCUAAGCCCAGGAAAAAACUAUCGGCUCAUUCCGGUUUUUCCGUGCAAGUUUUGGCAGGUAUAUAUGGAAGUUUUCCUUUCAGGGGAAGGGAAAAGAACAGAAAGGCCAUAUUUUCCAGAGUUGUUUUGACAAACGAUUCGUGUUUUAGAGAUCUAUUUUCACAUGCUUGUUAUCUCAUCUUUGAGAGUUCAAGUAUUUGUUUGUACAGAGUGUCUUGCGAGGAGAAAGUCCCCCACCGUUUCAUCUGACGUCGUUACGAUCGUGGUUGAUCGAUCUGCGGUUCGGCCCCAAUAAAUGACUCGUACGCUUCUAAAAGAAGUUUCAAGGCAUAGCAGAUAGGGGUCCAAAGCUUUAUGUUCGACUGGUCAAACUAGAAUAUUCCUGAUCAAAAAUAGUAAUUUGUCUAAAUUCAAAGUUGCAUCAUUCAAUAUUUAUCAAUUGCCGUCAUGCUCAUUUAAGCAUGAUGAAAUGUGGGAAGCCAGUUUUAAAUUUUGUAUUUGACCUCAUAAAGUUGGAAGCCCAACGCCUUGCUCGAGUUGAGAACUCCAGCUUUUCAAUCUACACCGGUUUCGCCCUCUGAAACUUGACCUGCGGAUAAAACCCUAACGACCAUUUGGAUUUUCGCAGAUCAUGUGACUGAUUCGAGUGAGCACCUCAGUAACUAACGUUCUUUUCGUGCCCUAAAAAGUGUUAGAGCGUGAGGCCAUUUGCAUAAGUGAAAAACAUGUUCAUGAUUAGCAAACACAAAAAGCUUCAAACCACAAGAGGUUUUUUCUGUAAGUUCUAAAAUUACUAAGCCAAAGGUCGUUACGUAACAUGUUCGUUUCACGUGCCGGAAAUGGACAACUCGAUAUCGUGCGAUCGAUUGAGUUUAUUCUGAUAACAUUCAUAGCUGCGCAGCAAUAACAGAGAAAGCUUUUCUGACGAUUCACGGCUCAGGCCGCUCUAAAAAAAAAAAAACAAUUAGCAUUGAAAAAAAGACAACUGCUGUUGUUAAGGUUAAACUGUAGUCCCGUCAAGUAAAUCUCUGUUGAGGUCACAUGAGCUGUUGUCACGGCGUGACAGCUGAUAUUAGAUCGUGCUUUGUUCAAGCAAGGAGAAUUCACUCCUGAUCAACAGUGGAGUUCUGUUGUUUUUUUUUUUUUUGUGGUAAACAUGUGGCAUUGGCCAAUCAGCGCCAGGAAAUGUCAGCUUGAUACACAUACGUCACUUCCCUAAAUGAAGAACUCAUCUCUGCACAGCAGAGCCGCUCACCACAGACCCAGCCACUCGAUUCCAUCCUCGGGUCAAGGUAACGUCUUAAUAAGUUCAAGGCCUGUAAAAAAUCGAUCGACCGGUGCUCUGAACCCGAUCAGUAUAAAGACACGUCCUAGCCAAUCGGAGAUCUACGAAAUAAGAGUGCUUAGGGGACAAAAAAGAAUCUUGGCAGAAAUGGUUUGCUGCAAGAAGAAACCAAUGGAGGACAAACCAGAAAUAAUUGUACCGUUUCCUGACGGUGGCUGGGGAUGGCUCGUUUGCAUGGCCACGUUCACGACGCAAUUUAUCGUUCUCGGCACUAUGAACAACUUUGGGAUCGUGUAUGUGGAGCUGCUGAACGAGUUCAACACUGGAAAAGCUGAUGCAGCAUGGGUUGGUUCGAUAACAUAUGGAAUGAUGUUCUUACUUGGACCUAUUGCGACCACACUGUGCCAAAAAUUGGGCUGUCGGGCUACAACAAUGAUUGGCUGUAUAGUUGCUGCCGGUGGCUGUCUUCUAGGUUCAAUAUCACCAAACAUAGCGCUAAUGAACUUAACAUAUGGGUUCCUUUUUGGUGUAGGAGCAAGCAUGUGUUAUUUCCCAUCUGUAAUAAUCCUUGGGCAGUACUUCUCAGAGCGUCUGUCCUUAGCUAAUGGGAUCACAUCCUCAGGGAGUGGUGUGGGCACACUUUGCAUGGGUCCUAUAAUGCAGAAAUUAAUACAGCAGUUUGGCAUGCGAAACACAAUGAGAAUCUCUGCUGGAAUGCUUUCUUCGGUGGUGUUCUGUGCUCUUAUUUACAGGCCCAUAAACACUGGUUUUCUAAAACCACCAUCUAAGCCCACUACAGCACAAAAGCAGUCACGAUUUGCCAUUCUAAAAAGUUUUGGUGAACUUUUCAAGAACAAGGCAUACAUUUUGUGGUGUGCAGCACUAGCACUGUGGAUGUUUGGUUACUUUGUGCCAUUUGUCCACUUGGUGCGUCUUGCCACAGAGGAAGGUAUCGACCCAUUCAGAGCAACUCUGCUCAUCGGCAUCAUGUCGGUUGGAUCCACCCUAGGACGUCUCAUUUUUGGCAAGAUGGCUGACCAUCCAAGAGUGAACAGACUGUACCUUUAUCAGAUUUCGUUUCUCAUGAUUGGGAUUAGCAACACUCUCUGUCCAGUAUUUACCUCUUACCCUGGGCUAGUGAUCUACUCAACUGUGUUUGGCUUCUUUGAGGGGUGCUAUGUUCUUCUGGCUCCUGUCCUAACAGGCGACAUUGUUGGAAGAGAUAAGAUGGCUCACGGUGUGGGUGUGCUGUUUGCCCUCAAGUCUGUGCCUCUUACUCUGGGUCCUCCGAUUGCUGGCUUUAUCUAUGAUGCAUCCAACUCGUAUCAAGUUGCCUUCUACAUUGCUGGUGCAGUGCCAACUGCCGCAGCCUGUAUGAUGUUUGGCAUUCCAUUUCUCAUGCCAGACAGAGAAGAAGAUAACAAAUGCAAGGUUGUUCUGAUGGAGGAGAGUGGUUUCAAUGAAAAGCCAACCUACUUUGAUGAAAAAUCACCCUACUUUGACGAGAAGAGAGCCAUCAUGGAGAAAAAGCAACAAAUGCUAAGAGAAAACAACCAACCCAUAAUACCUGAAGUCAUCAUAGAAGAACCAGAAACAGACGAUUGUCGACCAGUAUCAUUCUAUAGCAUAGGAAGCAAUAAUGGCCUUUCAUCGCUCAGUGUCCACAACAAACGCAACACCAUUGGACUUAGUACAAAUAGCAUAUCAUCAGUGCGAGAGACCUGCCUCGUGUCAGUUGACACUAUCAAUGUUAGAAGAAGCAGGGUUCUGCAGCUAAAAGGGGAGUUAAGUAGUUCAGUGUUUUCACUUGUCAGACGUUAUAUGGACAUGCCAAAGGAGAUUGCAGCAAGUGAUUGUGGAAGCAUAGCAUGUAUUCCACAACACCUUGCCAACACUCCACAGGAGCCUCCACCUGUCCCAAAAGAAAGAGUGGUCAUUGUAGGAAAAGAGACUGUUGUGUAGGUCACAAACAUUGUCUCGAUCAGUCUAUUCUACCAUGGAGUGCUCUUCACACAAGGUAGAAAGUCUUGAACAGCACCUCAAAUUAGUGCUACAAUAUCAAAAACAGUUAUUGAGAGUAACUUCAAAUUACAACUUCAGCACAAUGUAUUGUGCAAAAAAGAGGAAAUCAAUGCUUUGAUUUUAAGAAAACAUUCACUGGAUAGAAAAAUAAACAGUUUAUUAAUCACAAGGUAAAUAAUAUAAAAUACUUUUCUUUUUUUUUUUUUUCGGGUCAUCAGGCAUCCCUUUUUUAGCACUAACACAACAGUGCUUUAAAUCAAAACAGCAAAUCACAAAUUUGGUGAUAUUUGAAAUAAGUUUAUCCAAUGCAUAAAACAGAGAUUACAUCAGUGUAGUUCCAAAAUCAAACAAUCAGUUUUCAUCAGCAAUUGACCUAGUUUCUCUCCAUAUCAGUGAUAAGAAAUUGGGAACAUGUGUCGGUAGUUUUACUUAAGUGAGGAAUUUCUCUUAUUCUUCAUUAUAGUUACAUGCUAAAUUGAAUCAGUUCCAGCAUUGUGAACACAUUUUGGACCUGAACUUUUAUUAAUUCAAAGUAGUUUAAAAAAGAAUUACAACAAAAUUUGAAACCAAAUGCACUAUUUAAGGAGGAGCUAUGUUAGAAUAGCUCAUAUUAAAUAUCUAUAAGUCUAUUAUCAGUGGGGUUAGUUAGGUUAAAGGUGCUCAUUUCAGAAGGCCCUUUAAUUACUGGGAACUUUUGAUCACAAGGUACACUACGUCUGCCUUUAAUCACUGAGAACUUUUGACGAUGAGGUACACUACAUCUGUCCACAUCUAUGUAUCAAACCAAAACAACACAUGCCAAAAAAGUGAAGUCUAAGGAGUUUUUCUUGACUAGAGAGCCUUAAUUGAAAAGAGGCCCAAAUGUACAUUUCAAGACUUGCACAUCAGUGAGAGGGCAUAAGGUUUUUCAGCUUUUUGAUAUGAGUACUGACAAAAAAACAAACAAACAAACUAACAAAAAUAAACCUGAAAAAGGGAAACCAUUCUUUAAAAAUAACUUAUUGUGGUCAUACUGGAGUUUUUAGAUAUUAGUCAUUUAGAACUAUGUGUUUUUUUUUUGUUUUGUUUUUUUGUUAUUUUUUUUUGGCUUUGAUCACUGACCUCAUACCAAAGAAUGUUGUCUGAGGCAUCUCUUUGUAAACAAUACAACAGAUAUAUAUUAUAACAAUGACACAAAUUACAAAUGAUUAAGAGAAGAUUACUGACCCAGCAAUCAACAAUAUAUGAAUAUUUAUUUAAUUUCAAUUAGUUUUAGGAAGAAGUAAACUUCUGUAUUUAAACAAUCAAUACGACUUUAACUCAAAGAAAUUUCAACUUUGUUCCCUCACCUUGCCAUUAAAAAAUGACAAGGUAAUGCAACUCAAGGUAAUUUGGACAUUGACAUUUGGUCAUAGAAUGAAAUGUGGACUAAAUGAGUGAGAAAUCUCUACAGAAACUUGACAAAUAUCAGCUUGGCUUUUUCUUCCCUUUUUUUUUUUCUUAAUGUGCUUAAGUUAACUUAAACAAAAGGUUUUUAUAACAACAGUACCUGAAAAAUAAUAAUAGUUAGUCAAUAUACAGUUAAAAUUUUAAAACCUGGCUUUUAACUAUAGAAAAUCGAAAAUUGGGAGCACUGGAAAACCUUACUGAAAUGUUGUUGUGUUAAGAAGAAGCCAAAGAAUUGUGAAAUAGCUCUGUUUUAAGCAACAAGAGUUGUUGGUUUCAUUGGUUGCUUGCUUUUACAUAAACUGAAUGGUUAUGGCACAACAAACAUUCUGAAAAAGAUUUCAGAUGUUGACAGAUUUCUGGGUUUCUCCAUGAAAAGUUUUGCAGAUACCAGUAAUACAGACUGUUGCUUCCUUAAGACUUAUUUAUCUUGACCACAACUGACUUGACUAUUUUAAGAUUACCCAUAUUUGUAGCAACAUCAUCAUUGAUAAUGAAUAGUUUGACACUGUAGAAUCCAACAGUGCCUUAACUAGACAAUUUUAUAACUCAAUUAUUAGGGUGAAUUUCCAUAGGGUAAAUCAAACAUUGUAACACUAUGUGAUGUUCUUGUGCGUGUUCUUGUGUGUGUUUCUUACUUUUUUGUGAGAGCUUCCUGUAUUGCAACUGGGUACUAAAAAGUUAUGAGCAGUACCCAAUUUAGUUUGUAAUACCAAAGAUCUAAUCAAGUUUUGAGGGAAACCAGUUUUUUUCUACUUAACAGUCAAAGCAUUCUUAAGAGCUAAGCAUGAUAGAGACAUGUUUUCUAACAGUAUUGUGAUAUUUUAAAUAACUUUUGCCCACACAGCAAGAACAGAGCACUAGGGUGUUUAAUAUGCUGAUUAAUUUAACAAAAGGUAUUUCAAUAUGUCAGUUUAGUCUCUUGCUUUUACCACCAUAAGAUAAGCAAUUGUGUUUUUGUUUCCGUUGUUUUGUAGACUGCACUCUUGGGAAGUUAUUGUGUUUUAGUCAUGUUGAGUUUAAAUACAGUGAGUACAAUUCAUUUCAUUCCUCAUUAGUGUUAAGUAACAUAAAGAAUGUUGUAGUUGGACUCAUAUUGAGAAAGACAAAAAAUAAAGUACAACUUGUUUUAAAGUUGGGAAAGUUAACUGAG
Molecule: messenger RNA, 6524 nt
Organism: Stylophora pistillata
Lineage: Eukaryota; Metazoa; Cnidaria; Anthozoa; Scleractinia; Pocilloporidae
Product: monocarboxylate transporter 10
Biological process (GO): transmembrane transport
Molecular function (GO): transmembrane transporter activity
Source: RefSeq, a predicted model, not a curated record